Messenger RNA from Neopelma chrysocephalum (saffron-crested tyrant-manakin), 4751 nucleotides. It is a transcript of the gene ZDHHC3, whose product is annotated as zinc finger DHHC-type containing 3. Lineage: Eukaryota; Metazoa; Chordata; Aves; Passeriformes; Pipridae. The transcript has 7 exons. Gene Ontology annotation, molecular function: protein-cysteine S-palmitoyltransferase activity. The coding region runs from base 116 to 1096 and encodes 326 amino acids. The record is from RefSeq and is a predicted model, not a curated record. Gene Ontology annotation, biological process: peptidyl-L-cysteine S-palmitoylation; protein targeting to membrane. Gene Ontology annotation, cellular component: endoplasmic reticulum; Golgi apparatus.
GGGUGCCGUUCCGUGCCGUGCCGCUGCCGGCGCGGGGGCGGCGGCGGGGCGCGCCGGACCCGCGGCGGCGGCGGCGGCGGCGGCCAGUGGGAUGCAAGUAUGGACAUAAUAGCCUAUGAUGAUUACUCCAGUCCACCGCUUCAGAGAUAUUGAAAGGACACCAGAAUACCUCCAGCCGGAAAAGUGUGUUCCACCUCCUAGCCGCGCUUCCCUGGGAACAAUGUGGUUUAUUCGAGAUGGCUGUGGUAUUGCAUGUGCUGUCGUUACCUGGAUGCUGGUGUUCUAUGCCGACUUUGUAGUCCUUCUUGUCAUGCUAGUUCCAUCGAGAGAUUAUGUUUAUAGUGUCAUCAAUGGCACACUGUUCAACACCUUGGCUUUCCUCGCUUUGGCUUCACAUUUUCGUGCUAUGCUGACAGAUCCAGGUGCUGUACCCAAAGGUAAUGCCACAAAAGAGUUUAUUGAGAGUUUGCAGCUAAAGCCAGGCCAGGUGGUUUACAAGUGCCCAAAGUGUUGUAGCAUCAAACCUGACAGAGCACAUCACUGCAGUGUUUGCAAGAGGUGUAUUCGGAAAAUGGACCAUCACUGCCCAUGGGUCAAUAACUGUGUAGGAGAGAAUAACCAGAAGUACUUUGUACUGUUUACAAUGUAUAUAGCACUGAUUUCCCUGCAUGCUUUAAUAAUGGUGGGAUUUCACUUCUUGUAUUGCUUCGAAGAAGACUGGACAAAAUGCAGUUCCUUCUCUCCACCGACUACGGUGAUUCUUCUCAUCCUCCUGUGUUUCGAGGCUCUCUUAUUUCUUAUCUUCACCUCAGUUAUGUUUGGGACCCAAGUACACUCCAUCUGCACUGAUGAAACGGGUAUUGAGCGACUUAAAAAUCAGAAGCCAACCUGGGAAAAGAUCAGCGGCUGGGAAGGAAUGAAGCUGGCAUUCGGCGGUGCCUUCUCUUUGGGUUGGUUCAACCCUUUUUCAAACCUGAACUGUGAGAGACCAGCACCGGCUGAAGCAGCAGCAGCAGCUCCUGCGUCUGAAAUACUGACCCAAGAAGAAAUCGAGCAGUUUCUCGCUCGAGACGUUGCCAUCCAGAUACAUGAAUAAGCAAAGCAUCCUCUACGAUGCCAGGAGAAGCUUUCAGGUGUUUUUUUUUUUUAAUAACUUCUCAUGCUGGAGAUUUAAGGCGUUGUUUUUUAACAUACUUUUGGUGCAUUAAAAAAUUCAGGACUAUUUGUCUGGAAGCUGGGUACAGCACUAGUGGAAGCAAUGCAAAUCUCCAGAGAGAGCUUUAUAAGUGAGGAGGAUCAUAAGCUCCUUUUCAGACCUGUUCGAGCUGCUUUAUUGAGCUUUUCUUACAUGGCCUUUAAGGACAGUUUAUAAUUGUCAGAUAGAUUUGUUCCAGUUCCCAGAAAUGUGGAAGUCUGAUUAACUAGGGUGUCUGGUUAAUCUUUUGUUCUUACAGCCUUUUGGAGGACUAAAUGUGUGAUGGCAAGAUUAGCCCAACUCUGAAAGUUUUUGUGAAAAACACAUCCUGUUUAGCCCAUCUCAUCGUAUGGAUACUGCUUAUGGGUUAUGAAAGUUGCUGGUGUGCAGGUCUUAGCAGAGGUGGGGUACAGGGCUGUGGAUGCAGCAGAUGGAUGAGCUCGCCCUGGGUGUAAUUCCUUUGGGCUCUGAAAUAUCUCCAGGGGUAAAUUUUUACCCUCUGUGCUUGUGGGACUGGCCAAGACUGGCGGUGCUUGUCAGAGCUGGUGGGCUUGUGGUGGUGCCAGGCUGGCCAGGAGCAUUCACCUGUGGCAAGUGCAGCCAAGAACAGGCAAAUGUUGGCCCUGCCAUUGAACUUUUGUCCCGGUUUGUUUGCACAUAAGAUGUGUGGAGCAGGAGCUACCUCGCCAACCUCUGCAGCCCAGAAAGCAGGCAAAUUGUCUAGGCCAGGUACCAGGGCUAUUUCUGCAGUCAGAGAGAGACAGACAGGAACACCCUGCUGAUGGAGGUACUACCAUCUCUCCAUUUGACUUGUCUAAUUUAGAUGUCUCUCUUUUUUUCUUUUCUUAAUAGCUAGAGUUAGUUGAAAAUGAAUAGUGCCUCUUAAUCUUACUGGGGUUUAACAUUGUCCUAACAGUACAUGCCAUUGCACAGGGUUUCCUUACUCUAAUUUUCCAGCCAGCUCCUGGUGAAUGCUGUGGAAGGAACAUGGAUCUCUCAAAGAAAGCAUCACUGCAGGUGGCAGUAGUUGCAGCAAAGUUAUGCAGAGGUGUUGCUAGGCCCUGCAUUCAGAUGCACUACAAACAUUUGGCAUCCUCCAGAUGUCAGGGUAAUUUUAAUUUAGACUGUUUUUCAAGUGUUUGGGGGUUUUUCCCUUCUAUCAUAUCCCUUAGCUCAUUUGUCAUUAGAGAUGUGUUCCUGGUUUCCCCACCACAGAACAUGCUUGAUUUUAUUAUCUCCUCCUCCCCUGUAACAUGGACCAAAGAUAACUGCUUCCUCUCAAAAAUAAGAGAAAGGAGGUUUUGGGAUGAAAGCAUGGUAUUGUGAAAGACCUAUAUGAAAUUUUAUUAUUUAUAGGAGUGAUAUCAAAUGGAAUUUAUGCAGGAUUUUUAAAAAAAAUUUUACCCCAAAAAAGCAUCUUGGGAUGUAUUGAUGAUGUGACUUUCAGGGCUACUGUGGACAGAUGAGAUUCUCUCCUGGACUUGUCCUCUGCCUUUUUCUGGCAAAGGUACUGGAAACAAACGGAGUGCCUUGACUGUUUAAGAACACAGCUUGUUCUUGCUAAAAUCCAGGGCGUAUUUACGAACAGUUGUCCCAUCCCCUCUUCCCUCUGGAUGUCUGUCCUCUUCGUCAGUGAAAAAUAGAUAUAGAAAAAGUCAUUAGGAACUGUGUAUUUAUAACCUUUUGGGUAAAGGGAAGCACCCUGCAUUUGAGACGCAACGAGAUACCCUCUCAUGUCAUUUAGACAUCAGGUCUUGAGUGUCUUUGCCCUGUGCAGCAGUGGGAUACUGAGGGAAGAAGCUUUCCUACUUCUGCACCAGCCCCCAUUCCUCUCUGUCAGCAUCCCACAGGAAAGGGACAUCAGGGGCAUACUCACAUCUGUAAGGGAUUUCCUGUAGGGAGUAAUGGGGAUGUUGAAGGAGGAAGAGUGCCCUUUUUAGCUCGCAUUUUCUAAUUUUGGCUUGCUGCUCUGCCUCUGCAUCCAGUUAACAUCCCUGCCUCUGGUGCUGUGUCUGCAGUGGGAAUGGUGCUACAAGGAGAAACUAGUUAGUGGCUGAAAAUCACCUUGAGGCAGGUAUAUGGGAAUAUCAGCUUGGGAGAGACCCCCAUGUGCUGCAUUUCUCAGGACACAGAUGCAACUAACAUGGUUUUGGGUAGGCAUGGAUGCAGGCAGCAUAUUUUCUUCUCCACUCUCAAACCUAGUUCACCUCAUAAUGAGAACCAGAGUCCUUUGCUUCUGUUUCCCACCUCUCGUAUUGUUCCUCAGGUACUGGCAUUUCUGAAUGUUUUUUUUUUAGUAGGUGAAACGGAAAAACAGUGUGAAGAGGAGGGUAAGAGCCAGGACAGCUGUCUCCCCUCCUCAAAUUACAGUUUGAGUGAGAGACAGGGUCAUGUCCCUGUGCCUUAUGCAGAGCAUGGCAGCCAGCCCAGCCCCAGCUCUGGUGCCCCCAUGACCUGGUGGGGUGAUUUCUUAUGUCCAGCAAAUCAGUUCUGGUGUUUCUUGGCUGUCAGUCCCCCUUGUCCUCCUCUUCUUUCUCCUCUCUCAAAGUCUCAGUACCCCUUGGUGUAUCUCCUCUGUCUCAGUGUAGUGUGACAACUGUCAGAAAUCACAGAAGUCUUCAAAAGUUGGAAAAAUCUGUUUUAUCCACAGCUUUAGUAUAAACCUCUUUCUUUAAUGAUUUAUGUGGUCGCUUGAGACCAAACAUGAUUUUCAUGAAACUGAAACCAAACCCUCCAUUUUCCUUUCCUUCCCUCCAUGCUGUAAUAGGUUUGUCUUGCCCCUUGUUAAAUCAUGCCUUCGUCUUCAAGCCAUGCUGCUGUAGUCCCAUCUGAGUUCUGGCUAGACCUUGCUAGGUCCCAGGGAAGGCUCUCCUGGAAAUUAUGUUCACAGUGGGGGGCUGGGGAGGAUGCUGUCUCUGCACUGCUCAGUGUGGGACAUGGUCCACUGGCGAUCCCAUCACUGCUCUGAUGUGAGGUGUUAAUAUGUGAUGGACAGGGCCAUGUCAGACGUGGAAAGUGUUCUUGUACUUCUUACCUGGUGUCUUCUACAGCAGGUUUUCUAUGCAAGUAAAGAAUUUACAUCUCUUAAAAAUAUUUUUUGCUGUUUGUAAGUCCUUUUCGUGCCUUCAGUUGCUAUUGUAUUUACUAAAGAACUAAUACUUCAUCUGCCAAGGACCACCUGCUCCUCCCUACCCUAUGGACACAAUGCACAUGGACUCUGCACCCACUCUGCCUGCAGAGAGGAGCUCCCACUCCCUGCUGUGCCACCACAGGAGAUGGCUUCUUGGGGACCCAGUGCUGCUGUGCGGCACCAGAACACCGUGGGCAGAGGGGCAGCAGGGGUCAGGGCAGCCUGACCCCCUUCUGUGGCCCAGCAGCCACCUCUGAAACACAAGAGAGGGGUUAAAACCUUCUUUUUUGCCCUUCCUUUUUUUUUUUCCUCCUCCCUUUUUAUGGGGUGGCACAUAAUCAGAUGUAGUCACCAUUUCUUUUUCCCACCCUGUGGCCUUAAUGCUCGAGCAUUUGCCUUUUAAAUAAACAAAUAAAUAACCCCCUA